Messenger RNA from Ailuropoda melanoleuca (giant panda), 7086 nucleotides. RefSeq names its product 2'-5'-oligoadenylate synthetase 3 (gene OAS3). Gene Ontology annotation, molecular function: double-stranded RNA binding; 2'-5'-oligoadenylate synthetase activity. The record is from RefSeq and is a predicted model, not a curated record. Gene Ontology annotation, cellular component: nucleoplasm; membrane; cytosol. Gene Ontology annotation, biological process: negative regulation of viral genome replication; regulation of ribonuclease activity; defense response to virus. NCBI's taxonomy places the organism in Eukaryota, Metazoa, Chordata, Mammalia, Carnivora, Ursidae.
GCCCAGGGCUGGAAGCUGGAAGGCGGAGGAAACGAAACUAAGCCUGGGAAGGGAAACGGGAACUGGGUGCAAGAGCCCAGAGCUGCUGAAAAGAAAUGAAACUGAAAGCGGGAGAGGAGGGGAAUGCCUGCGAGGUUGGGAAGGAGGGACGCGGGGAGAGGCUGGGGCAACAGCGCCGCCCCCUGCCCGGCCUCGGGGUGCAGAGCCAAAGCCUGGGCGUUGCAGGAGCAGAGGAGCGCGCAGAGCGCGAGAGGGGAGCCGGGGCGCGCCAGGGUACCGGAGCCCGGCCAUGGCCAUGGACGACGUGUACCGCACCCCCGCCGCCGCGCUGGACAGCCUGGUGGCCCGCAGCCUGCAGCCGUGCCCCGAGUUCCUGGGGGCUGCGCGGCGAGCCCUGGGCACCCUGGCAGCCGCCCUGCGUGAGCGCGGGGGCCGCGCCGGUGCCCAGCCUUGGAGGGUGCUGAAAAUCGCCAAGGGAGGCUCCGCCGGCCGGGGCACAGCUCUGAGGGGUGGCUGUGAUUCUGAACUCGUCAUCUUCCUCGACUGCUUCAAGAGCUAUAAGGACGAGGGUGCGCAGCGGGCAGAGACCCUCAGCAAGCUGCGGACCCUGCUCCGAUCCUGGGGGCAGGAGCCCAUCCCCGGUCUGAGCUUUGAGCUUCCUCGGCAGGACGGGGCCAGGGUCCUGCGGUUCCGCCUGGCAUCCAGUGACCUUGAAAACUGGAUGGAUGUUAGCUUGGUGCCGGCCUUUGAUGCUCUAGGGCAGCUCAGUUCCAACGCCAAGCCUGCGCCCCAUGUCUACUCGACCCUCCUCCAGAGCGGCUGCCAGGGGGGCGAGCACGCGGCCUGCUUCUCAGAGCUGCGGAGGGACUUCGUGAACACUCGCCCAACCAAGCUGAAGAGCCUGAUCCUGCUGGUGAAGCACUGGUACCGUCAGGUGUGCCGGGAGGAGUCGAGGAGGGACCUGCUGCCUCCAGCCUAUGCCCUGGAGCUGCUGACCAUCUUCGCCUGGGAGCAGGGCUGUGCGAAGGAAGCCUUCAGCCUGGCCCAAGGCCUCCGGACAGUCCUGGGCUUGAUCCAGCAGCAUCAACACCUGUGUGUCUUCUGGACCCUCAACUACGGUUUCAAGGAGGCGGAGGUCAGGCAGUUCUUGAGGCACCAGCUGGAGAGACCCAGGCCUGUGAUCCUGGACCCAGCUGACCCCACGUGGGAUGUGGGGAACGGAGCAGCGUGGCGCUGGGAUAUACUGGCCCAGGAGGCUAGGUCCUGCUAUGAACGCCCGUGCUUUCUGCAGGCAGCAGGGGGCGCUGUGCAGCCCUGGGAGGGGCCCGGCCUUCCACGUGCUGGGGGCUCAGGUUUAGGCCACCCCAUCCAGCGAGACUCUGCCCAGAGGACCCCUGAGGACAGCAGCAGUCUCCAUGCUGUGCGCCCAAAGGCAAAGAACAGGCAGCCCUCAGGCCCAGCUCCUGGCCCCUCGCGGGCAGCCAGCAUCACCCCUUCCAUGCUGGGGACGGCCUUGGCUUUGUCUCAGAUCGCUGCCAAGGACCUGGACCGCUUCAUCCAGGACCACCUGAAACCAAACCCUCAGUUCCAGAAGCAGGUCAGCAAGGCCAUCGAUGUCAUCUUGGGUUGCCUUCGUGAGAAUUGUGUCUACAAGGCUUCGAGAGUCAGCAAGGGGGGCUCAUUUGGCCGGGGCACAGACCUGAGGGGCGGCUGUGAUGCCGAACUCGUCAUUUUCCUCAACUGCUUCCACGACUACAAGGACCAAAGGGCCCGCCGCACAGAGAUCCUUAACGAGAUGCAGGCACAGCUGGAAACCUGCUGGCAGGACCCAGACUCCGGCCUGAGCCUCAGGUUUCCCGAUCAGACCGUGACCAGGGCUUUGCAGCUCCAGCUGGUGUCCACGGCCCUAGAAAGCUGGAUGGACGUGACCCUGCUGCCCGUCUUUGAUGCCGUGGGGCAGCUCUGCUCUGGCGCCAAGCCUGCGCCCCAUGUCUACUCGGCCCUCCUCAAGAGCGGCUGCCAGGGGAGCGAGCACGCGACCUGCUUCUCAGAGCUGCGGAGGGACUUCGUGAACACUCGCCCAACCAAGCUGAAGAGCCUGAUCCUGCUGGUGAAGCACUGGUACCGUCAGGUCGCAGCUCAGAACAAAAGACAGCAGCCAGCCUGUGCGGCUCUGCCCCCAGUCUACGCACUGGAGCUCCUGACCAUCUUCGCCUGGGAGCAAGGCUGCGGGAAAGAGUCUUUCAAAAUGGCGGAAGGCCUAAAGACUGUCCUAGAGCUUGUCCAGCAGCACCAGCAGCUCUGUGUCUACUGGACGGUCAACUAUAGCUUCGAGGACCCAGAUAGCAGAACACACCUUCUUGGCCAGCUUCAGAAAAAGAGACCCCUGGUUCUGGAUCCUGCUGACCCCACCUGGAAUGUGGGCCAGGGCAGCUGGGAGCUGUUGGCCCAGGAAGCAGCAGCUCUGGGGACGCAGGCCUGCCUUAGAAGUAGAGAAGGGGUGUCUGUGCAGCCCUGGAAUGUAAUGCCUGCUCUCCUUUACCAAACCCCAGCUGGGGACCUCGACAAGUUCAUCAGUGAAUUUCUCCAGCCCAACCGCCAGUUCUUGGUUCAGGUGAACAAGGCUGUCGAUAUCAUCUGCUCAUUCCUGAAGGAAAACUGCUUCCGGAAUUCUGCCAUCAAAGUGCUCAAGGUCGUCAAGGGUGGCUCUUUGGCCAAAGGCACCGCUCUGCGAGGCUGCUCAGAUGCGGAUCUGGUGGUGUUCCUCAGCUGUUUCAGCCAGUUCGCCGAGCAAGGGAACAGGCGGGCUGAGAUCAUCUCAGAGAUCCGAGCCCAGCUGGAGGCAUGCCAGCAGAAGAUGCGGUUCGAGGUGAAGUUCGAGAUCCCCAAGUGGGAGAAUUCCCGCGUGUUGAGCUUCUCCCUGACGUCCCAGACGAUGCUGGAUCAGAGCGUGGACUUUGACGUGCUGCCAGCCUUUAACGCCUUAGGCCAGCUGGUCCCUGGCUACAGGCCCCCGGCUCAAGGCUACGUUGACCUCAUUCAUAGCUACAACCACGCGGGCGAAUACUCCACGUGCUUCACGGAGCUGCAGCGGGACUUCAUCAUCUCUCGGCCCACCAAGCUCUAGAGUCGGAUCCGACUGGUGAAACACUGGUACCGGCAGGCGCGGCGCAAGGAUGGGGCCGCCCCACCGAGGUCCCGGGCGGGGGCAGGGCCCAGCGCUGGCCAGAACCCCGGGUUGGUGGAGCAGAAGGGGAGGCCCGUCAUCCUGGAUCCAGCUGACCCGACAGGCAACCUCGGCCGCAAUGCCCGCUGGGAUCUGCUGGCCAGGGAAGCUGCCGCCUGCAUGUCUGCCCUGUGCUGCCUGAGCAGGGAUGGCACCCCCAUCCAGCCGUGGCCAGUGAAGGCUGCUGUGUGAAGGCCAGAGAGCCCAUGUUUGGACCAAAUGGACAGCAGGACACCAGCCCUCAGCGUGAGGAAACUCAGGGUCACUUACCAGAUGUGUGUGUGUGUGUGUGUGUGCGUGCACACAUGCACGUGAGCAAGAUUGAUCCAGCCUCUCCGUCCAGCCUCUCAUCUAAUAUCCCUGCCUCCCCACUCCGCACUCUCCUUCUGCUUUGUGUAACCAGCCCGGCUGAGCCUCCUUGAAUACCCCCUUGUAUCAGAUAGGCACUGGCCACCUUGCAGACUCCCCUGUGUCCUGUGGCCAUGCAUCAGAGUCCAGGGUCCACGGGCUAGCAGCAGCCUGGGUUUCCAGGGUCCCUGCCAUGGCUCUGCUCUCAGACAACGACUGCUGCAGCCCACGCUGCAUCCUGCCCCUGCUGAGAAUGUCCUUCUUCCUGACUUCUCCACCCAUCCACACCAGCUCAUGUCUCCUGCUGAAACCCAUCCCCGUCCUCCCAGUGGCCUCUCCUUCUUCCCCAACCCAACAACUUUUCACAGAGAGGACAGUCUUCAUGCCAUUUGUCAGCCACGGUCAGUUGGUAGUGGCUGCCUGGAACCGGUGCUCUGGAGAAUUCUGGAGAAUGGAUACCUACUUGGGAAGAGUGACCUAAUCAGUUAGUGAUGUCUGCCAUGGAUGCAGCCGAGAAAAGUCAUGGCACGAGUGCUGUGAUUGAUUAGCAAUGUCUGGCCUGGAUACAGGAAAAAGGUGCCCACAGGCCUACAGUGUAUGGCUAAGCUAUUGGGGAGCUCUCUGAGCCCAGCCACUGGCAGGAGAGCAUGCCCAGACUGGCUAGUCUUGUGUGUCACAGGCGGAGGAAGUGGGGGCAUGUGUACCGUGCAAUCCCUCUCAUGGGACGCCUGACUCAAUGCCUUUUCGCUACAGCCUGAUUUUCUUCCCCCUCCCUGUUGCACGCAUUCCCCGUGUGUGCACCUUGAGGCCAUGCCCUAUUUGCCUUCCUGAAUUUUACUGGGCUCUUGUCUUCUCUCCUGACCUGCUGGAACACUGCCAAUGGGAUUCUCCAUCCUCAGAGCCUGGACGGGAGCCUACUUCUCUCUGCCCGCCAGAGCAAAGGCACCAGGUCCGUGCAAGAGGCACUCCUAACCUCCAGGCCAACAACAGUGUCCCUCUUAGUCAAGGCCCAGCGUAGAAAACAAAAUAGUCCAAUAAUCGUAAGCAUAAAGGGAUGCAAUCUAAAUCCCUGGAUGGUCUGGAAGAGCGGAAGGCAGGGGCCGUGACUGAGUCCAGAUUAGAUUGGUUUCCAGAUUAGACCAGCACGGCCGAAUCAGAGGUCAGGAGGCUGCUGCAGCCGAUGGCACUCACUCCCACAAAGCUGGGGGGAAAGGGGGGCAGACCCGGACUGUGGGCUCCAGCGGCCACAGGCGUUGCUCAGGGCUCGCGGGCCGCCAGCAUGGCCAGAAGCUGCCGUCUGUCUCCCUCCUUCAGCACCGUCUACACUUCAGCCAGAACUUGGGGCAGUAGGCAGACUGGAGCAGAUGCUGCGUCUCCCACCUGCUGCGGCACAGGGAGGAGCGGGUGCCCGGCGCCAACCUCGGGGUUGGGACAGCAGCCCCAGCAGCUGCGCUGUGAACGUCUGUGGGGUGCAUGAGCCGCUGGUCCGCCCCAGAGGGAGGAGCAGACGGAAGGGAAGGAGCCCCGACACAUCCCCUCCUGCCCCCGCGUGUCUCAGCGAGCCUGACUUGCCACGGCCCAUUGCUGGGCCCCACCUCGGUGCUGUCACAAAGCACCCCAGACCCCAUGGCUUAUCAACCACAGAAAUGUGUUUCUGGGCAGCUCUGGAGGCCGGAAGUCAGCACACUCGGGUUCUGCUGAGAGCCCCCUCCAGACUGCGCACAGCUAGCCAGCCCUGCGGCCUCUUAGGAGGGUGUGAAUCCCAUUCUCAAAGGUGCCACCCUCCAGACCUGGUCGCCUCCCAAAGACCACAUCCCCUUAUGCCAUCGCACUGGGAUUAGGGUUUCCACAUAGGGGACAGACCAGGGCAGGGAUGCAGGAUGGAGGAGGGAGGAGGGGGUGACGAGGAGUCCUCCGUUCUCCAGCGCUGCUCUCCGGGGAGGAAAACCGUGCCAGAGAGCGGGUCCUCUCUCUGCCCUGGGACUGUGGUGGCUGAGGCUCCGAGGCAGAACCCGCUAGCACCUCUGGUGAGCCCCCGUCCCCGUGCCACCCACUCUGGCAGCGGGACUGGUGCUGAGGUCACGUGGUGCUCAUAAAGUCUCCUUAGACUCACCUCCCUGACUCCCUCCGUAUCGGGGUGGGACUGUCAGGACCCCAAGUUACACCCCUGGGGUUGGCCAGUUCCAAGAGCUCAGGGCAGACACUUGGGGGCAGCAGAGACCUGCCCCGCCAAGCAUCCCGCAGCAGGAGGGGACCUGGCCUUGGCCUUGCUCGUUCUGGGAGGAACUGGUGGUAGGUCUCAAUUCGGUAACUCCCAUCUUCAUGACACGGAUUCUAGGCCUCCCCCCCUCAGAAUGACUCUUGAAUGAGGGGAAUUGUGAGGUGGGGGGAAAUGGGGUAGCCCCAGUAGGCGGGAGGUAAGGAGGACCUGUCACCUGGGCCGGGCUGAUCCAAGGGGGAUUUAUUUUACUCUAGCUCCUCAGUCUCUGACAGUGGCCACCCCGGUAUUGACAUCGUGACCCCACUGUCACUUUUGUGGACUUCCUGAUAUAGCUACGUCCUUAGGUAGGUGUCAGUUCCAACUUGAUUUAUACAUUUAAUGAUCCUAAAGGUAACCCACAAGAAUGCCCACAAGCAGUCUUCUCUGGAACAAGACAAACUGCUACUAAGGACUUACGGAAACACACAUGUGCAAGAAAAGUUCAGGAAAGGUGGGAAAAAGAGCUCCGAGGAGGGAGUAGCCCCAGCCAGUAUUCAAACUUACUGGGGGCGGGGGGGGGGGGGGGGGCGCCGCCGGGGCGGCUCAGUUGGUUAAGUGCCUUCAGCUCUGAUCAUGAUCUCAGGGUCCUGGGAUCGAGCCCCACGUUGGGCUCCCUGCUUAGCGAGGCGUCUGCUUCUUCCUCUCCCUCUGCUGCUGCUCCUGUUUCUACUCUGUCUGUCUCAAAUAGAUAAAAUCUUAAAAAACAAAAACAAACUUACUAGGAAGCCACAGCCUUAAGGGAUAAAAAGUAAUGACAAGCUAAAUGUGAACCAUCGGCAAUCGCAAGCUAAGCAGAGAGCCAGAGGGCCUGGCCGGCAGCACAGAGGCUCCACCUCGGGCAGCCAGAAGGCAGAGGAGAGUGAGGACCCUUCCGGAAACGCAGCACGUGCGCCCAGUGCAAGACUCCAAAGAAAGGAUUGGGUUUUUAAUUUUUCAAUUUAAUUUUUAAUUUUUAAAAAAUUGUCAUUGAGAUGUAAUUGACACACUAUGAAUUUCGACUUUUAAAGUGUACAACCCAGCGGUUUGGGGAUAGUUACAAAGUUCACAUUUAGGGUAUUCACCAGGUGAGCCACGUCACAAGGGGCGUCCAUUAUCCUAAUUCCAGAACAUUUCCAUCAGCCCCAAGAGAAACCUGAAACCCAUUAGCAGUCACUCUGCAUGCCCGCCACCCCUUCCCCCCAAUCCCUGGCCACCGCUGAUCUGCUUUCUGAUCCUAUUAUCGACACUCAUAUAAAAAUGGGAUCGCACUAUA